AUGGAUAAUCCCGUUUGGAAGGGGCGCAUAAUCUCUGCCUUAGAGAGGAGGGACCAUAUACAGAGUACUUGUUUUGAAGCGAUUUUCAGUGAUUGUAAGUUGCUAAUUUGGUCCGUACUUUUAGAUUCUAAACUGCGCGAUCACGUUUGUCAGCUCACCAAGGAUAUUGCCUCUAAGGCAGGUGAAUUGAAGUCUUUGAGGCAAGAAAAUGUAGAACUUUCACUAAAACUCGAGAAAGCUCAUACGAUUACGAGCAGAAGAAUUGCUGAGACUGAACAGGACGCCAAAAAGCUACAAGCUGCAAAUAUCAGACUGUUGGACGAGGUUCAUAGUCUUGAGAAAGCAAAUAAGAAGAGAAGUCAGCAACUGCCGACAUGCUGGAGAGUGAAAACUCAGGAGUUAAUCCGCAAACAGUUGGCUGAUGCUGCCAGUAUUUCUGUAGGCGAGCCCGCUCUCUCCGGUUGCACCGCUGCAUGCCCCUCGGUUGUCCCCCAUAAAAUGCUAUCGGAAUUUAAUGCUUGUGAGGGUGAGGUCAACAGCGUACGCUUCACUCCUUCCGGUAAACUUUUCGGUUCAGGUGGAUUCGACCGGAAAUUGCGGUUGUGGGCAGUCGUAGACGGUACCUGUCAGUUGCGAUCUACCCUGGUCGGCUGUAAUGCUGCAAUAACUGCGAUCGAUUUUGACCCUAAUGAAACCUCCGUACUUGGGGCAUCCAGCGAUUUCUCCUGUCGAGUUUGGACCCUUAAUGAUUCUCGCUUGCGAGUAAACUUGACUGGACACUCAGAACGGGUAGUAUCGGCCAAGUUUAUGGGAAGCAACAAACGUGCGGUCACUGUUUCCUCAGACAGGACAAUCAAGCUAUGGGACAUCGAUCGGUGCCAGUGCAAACGAACUAUUCUCGCUGGAUCUGCUCCCCAAGAUGUGGUCGUUGUCGCGCCCACUGGGGCUGUUGCCACUGGGCAUUUCGAUCACAAUAUUCGACUAUGGGACGAACGCACUGGAACUAGCAUCGACGUCAUAGAGUUGUCUGCGCGCAUAACCGGAUUAGAUAUCUCUACGGAUUGUACAGAACUGCUUGCGUGCACCCGCAACAACACCGUCGAAGUGGUUAAUCUACGUACGAAACGAGUCACACAACGUCUAUCCGCCGAGGAGUUCCGUAUUGGUUUGGAUAUUGUCCGACCCUCCUUCUCUCCGGAUGCCAAAUAUGCAGUGGCUGGCGGACAAGAUGGCGGUGUGUAUAUUUGGAAUACUCUUACCGGACAACUUGAACAAUGCUUGUCUGGACACUCCAACAUUGUUGUCUGUUGUCAUUGGAGUCCGAGCGGCCGUUCUAUAGUUUCUUGUGAGCGCAUCAAUAGAGCUAUCAUCUGGUCCAGCUUUUAA
Messenger RNA from Dicrocoelium dendriticum, 1386 nucleotides. NCBI's taxonomy places the organism in Eukaryota, Metazoa, Platyhelminthes, Trematoda, Plagiorchiida, Dicrocoeliidae. The record is from the annotation of a GenBank genome assembly.